Molecule: messenger RNA, 5823 nt
Organism: Pantherophis guttatus
Lineage: Eukaryota; Metazoa; Chordata; Lepidosauria; Squamata; Colubridae
Gene: DGAT2
Product: diacylglycerol O-acyltransferase 2
Biological process (GO): triglyceride biosynthetic process; diacylglycerol metabolic process
Cellular component (GO): endoplasmic reticulum membrane
Molecular function (GO): diacylglycerol O-acyltransferase activity
Source: RefSeq, a predicted model, not a curated record
GGGCUGGCUGAGCCGCCGGACCCUCGUCCGUCCCACCCACCCCGGCAUGGAUGGGCGCUGCUGACGGAGCCAUGAAGACGCUCAUCGCUGCCUACGCGGGGGUCCUGCGAGGGACCGGUUCCAGCAUCUUGUCGGCCCUUCAGGAUCUGUCUUGGCUGUCCAAGUCAAAAGUGGAGAAGCAACUGCAGAUCAUUUCUGUGCUGCAAUGGGUGGUCUCAUUCCUUAUGAUGGGUAUUAUAUGCACCAUUAUCCUCAUAUAUAUGCUUUGCACAGACUGUUGGAUUAUAGCAGUUCUAUACUUGGUGUGGUACGCCUUCGACUGGAACACUCCUAGUAAGGCUGGAAGGAGAUCACAGUGGAUUAGGAACUGGGCCAUCUGGAGGUACUUCCGGGAUUACUUUCCAAUCCGAAUGAUCAAAACUCACAACCUGGCCCCCAAUCGGAAUUACAUUUUUGGCUACCACCCGCACGGAAUCAUGUCCCUGGGUGCCUUCUGCAACUUUAGCACUGAGGCCACAGGAGUGAGCCAGAUCUUCCCCGGGAUACGUCCGUAUGUCACCACACUCACGGGAAACUUCCGGUGGCCCAUUCUGAGGGACUACUUGAUGACCGGAGGUCUCUGCCCCGUGAACCGCAACACCAUAGACUACCUCCUGUCCCAAAACGGCACUGGCAACGCGGUCGUCAUCGUGGUGGGGGGCGCUGCGGAGUCCUUGAAUUGCGCCCCGGGGAAAAACUGUGUGACUCUGAAGCACCGGAAGGGGUUUGUGAAGCUGGCAUUAAGACAUGGGGCCGAUCUGGUCCCCAUUUACUCCUUUGGGGAGAACGAAGUCUUCAAACAGAUCAUUUUUGAAGAGGGAUCCUGGUGCAGAUGGGUGCAGAAGAAAUUGCAGAAGUAUAUCGGCGUGGCUCCGUGCAUCUUCCAUGGACGGGGGGUCUUCUCCUCCAACAGCUGGGGGUUGGUGCCUUAUGCCAGGCCCGUCACGACCGUCGUCGGCGAGCCCAUCACAAUUCCCAAAACGGACAAUCCCUGCCAGAAGGAGAUAGACUUUUAUCACAACCUGUACGUACAGUCUCUGGACAGACUCUUUGAGAAGUACAAGACGAAAUUCGGCCUGUCGGAGUCGGAGACGUUGGAGAUCAACUGAUGGCACCCGCGCGACGACGCUGCCUUGGGGGGACUUAAAUUUUCUGGCGGGCUUGGAAAAACCGGCGCCAAAAGAGACUCUUUCUGCCAGUCCAAUUGUUUUGUCUUCUGCUCUGUGGAAUUGGGGGAAUCAAGCAUGGAUGUGUAGAGAAGAUAAAGGAAUAUUGUCUAAAUAUUCAAAUAUUAGAUCUCUCUUAGAGCCAGUGUAUCGUUCGGCUGCUGACAGAGCUGCCUUGUCUCCUUAAAGAGGUAAUGAAUCCCCUCAUCCCACCUCAAUCUCCAAGGUCAGCCAGCCGCCAUCUUUACAGGCCACCAUCUUUGAAUGGAGACCUUGUCUGCAAAAAGCAGGAACUCCGUCUCCGACUUGGGACGUGCCGUCGCUGCUUCUUCUGAGAGGGAAAACACCGAGAAAUGGAUAAGAAAUGGGGAAGAAAAGAGAUGCAGAUUGGAGCCUACUAAUAUCUGUAUUUCAGAGAGUCUCUUCUGAUUGUCUGAUUUCUAUGUUAAGUAUCCAAAUUAGGUUUAGGGUAGCCAUUUUGGAAAGAAACUCCUUCAAAUACCUCCCCUAAUCUCAGGAAAUCAGAAAUGAUAGCUGGUCCAUUUAUAUUGUUUGCAACUCUUGGGCUCCUCACCAGUAGAACAUGCGUGAUUGUUGUGACCCAGGCCCAAGUAGGUAGACCUAAUCAAUGCAAACAGUUUGAAAACAAACAGGCUUUAUUAGAACAGCUGAGAUUUAACUCAUUCUCAGCGUAGUCCAAACUAAAUCAAACAAAGUCUUCGUGAAGUCUUAUCACCAACCUUGGUAUAAUUAGGCAAACUGCCAAAGGCUUCUCUUGGCAAAAGUUCAGAAGCAGAGGACGCCGCGCAAAAUAAGAACCAAGUUUAUCAACGUUGUUUUCUGACAAAAAACCCAAGAGCCAUUGCUGGUCUUUUAAGCCUUAUGGGAGGGGCCAAUCAUCUCUUGGCCUUACUCCUGAGUUGUCCUCUUUGCUUUAUCUGCUCCUGUCUUCUGGCAGCUCUUCUCAUAUGUGCACUAAGAACAGGCUCCUCCUGUUCCUCUGCCUCUCUGCUGUCAGCCUCUGGAGGCUCCGGAGUCCGCACAUCACUCCCUGAUGGCCCUGGCCCCAUCUCUGCCUCCGAUGCAGAGCCCUCAUCUGGGCCUUCCCCAGCCUCCAGGACUGGCCCAUGUUCUUCCUCAGCCUCAUCGCUGUCCGACUCCUCUGCCAGCUCCGCAGGCUGCUGGUGGACCACAACAGUGAUGACGUCUGGGCAGGUGGGCGGAGCCUCCUGCUGCCGCCGCUACCGGUUUGUUCGAACAGGGAGAACCGGUAGAAACCUGUCACUGCUCCUCACAGAUCUCAAUACGCUAUCCAUCCUUCCUUGCUUUUAAAAGAAGCGCUCUUCACAACUCGGGUCUUUCUGCAUUUAGAAUUGCACGCUCUCUCUCGUGUUGACCCUUCUCAUACAGGUAGUCCUCGCCUUACGACCCAACAUGGAGCCCCAGAUUUCUGUGGCUGGGGCGAGAUGGCGGCAAAGCGAGUUUUGCCCCAUUUUACGGCCUCCCUCGCCACAGGUGUGAAGUGAAAUCGCAGCCAUUGUUCAACUUAGUCACACGGCCGUGAAGGGAAUCUGAGUCCCCCCCCCAUGGAUUUUGUUUUGUCAGAAGGUCGCAAAAGGGGAUCGCAUGACCCCCAGGACAAGCGACCGUCAUAAAUAUGAGCCAGUUUUUCAAGUGUCCGAAUUUUGAUCCCGGGGAUGCUGCAAUGGUCGUAAGUGUGAAAAAUAGCCAUAAGUCACUGUUUUUCAGUGCCGUUGUAAUUUCAAACUGUCACUAAAUGAACUGUUGUAAGUUGAAGGCGACCUGUCCUUUUUUUUUUUUUUUUUUUUAACCUUAGGGAUCUCUGUGAAUCUGGUAUUUCAAGGGUUCAGAGUAGAGUGCAAGGGACAACCCAGCUGAGUUAGUGCAGUAGGUCAACCCUUUCUCUUGAUUGCACCUGGUUCUGGUCCUCCUGGACCAGAUCAGCUCUAACCACCUGGUUGCCUUCACACAAAAUGCUAAGCUUUCAGGUUUUUUCGUGUGGUUUUUUUUUGGGUUGUACGAACCCAGCUUGUUAACGGAUGGUUUAGGGCCGUGAUGGCGAACCUAUGGCAUGCGUGCCACAGGUGGCACGUGGAGCCAUAUCUGUGGGCACAUGAGCGUUGCCCUAGCUGAGCUCCAGCGCGCAUGUACGCACCGGCCAGCUGAUUUUCAGGCCUUCCGGGCCCACUGGAUGUUGGGAAACGAGCCGUUUCCAGCCUCCGGGGGGAGGGGAGGCCGUUUUUGCCCUCCCCAGGCUCCAAGAAAGACUCUGGAGCCUGAGGAGAGCAAAAAAUGGUCCUUCCGAGCCCACUGGAAGUCGGGAAACGAGUCGUUUCCAGCCUCCAGAGGGCCUCCGGAGGGGGUGGGGGAGGCCAUUUUCACCCUCCCCAGGCUCCAAGAAAGCCUCUGGAGAUUGGGGAGGGCGAAAAAACAGGCCUAUCAGGCCUACCAGUAACCUUUUUGCCGUCACUGGUUAGCCAUCACUGGUUUAGGGUAUUGGACCCUAAUUUUAGGGUCCAUUUUACUGUAUAUAAAAGCCAGGGAGAAAUAUUUUGUAGUGAAAGGUGAGGUGGGGGGGAAACGACUGACAAAUAUUUUUUUUGUGAGUGAAACACUUCUGUUUUCGAUAGACACAUGUGGGAGAGCUUUGAUAGGUUUUUUCCCCCCUGAAAUCUCUUAACGUUUGUCCUUGCCUUUAAAGCGUCACUGGUUUUUUUGGAGGGGGGGGGACAUCCUGCCAAGUUUUGCCCAUCCUACUGUAGAAAUCUCAACCAUCAAAAAUAUUUUUCUUUUUGCCUGCUUUUUUUUGCAGCUUUGUGCUUAGACCUUCUGGGGCCUAGAAUUCCUUCUGGGCAAUUCCAUCCGCCUCUCUCUCUUAUUUUCCUCAGUUUUGGUUACCCCCUUUUCCACCUCAUCUACAGCCUAAUCCCUAAUAAUGGCUUGAUUGAUCAGGGGUCCUUACUGAGCCCUAAAUGUUCUCCUACAUUGGAGAAUGGACUUGUUCUUCAAAGGCAGGACAAGAAAGCAAUGGGGUGGGAGCUUGUUAAGGAGAGAUCCAACUUAGAAAUAAGGAGAAAUUUCCUGACACAACAAUCUUAUUGGUGGAACAGAUUCCCUCCGGAAGUUGUGGGUGAUCCAUCACUGGAGGUUUCCCAAAACAGACUGGACAAAUAUUUGACCAGGAUGGUAUAAGGGGGUUGAGCAGGAGGUUGGAUUAGAACAGUGGUGGGAUUCAGCAGGUUCGGGCGAAUUGGUAGUUAAAUUGUUGGCUGGUUCCUCCCCUCACCGCCCCUUCCAGGAAUCCCCACGUGCCCCGUUUGCGCACCCAGGAGGCUGCAGGGACGCACCUCACCUAUCCCCAAUUUAUAACUUUUGGCUGUUCCAAGAAGAUCCCACACCUCUGAUUCAGGUGACCCCGAGGUCACAGAUAAAACCCCAAGUAACCACAACGGCUCUCGGAGAGCGUGAAGACCAGUUGACUGCAUGGAAACUCAAUGUUUCCAUCUGUCCCCCAUCCUGUCCAAACCCUUCAUUCCCCCUCCUACCAACUGACCUCAACUUUCCGUAACUCUCCUUCCAUCUCCCACACCAUCCAAUAGAACUGAUGAAGCUUCCAGGAUAGGAAGCGAAAUGUCUUCUUUUUCCUCAAAAAAAAAUCAGUCCAGCUCAGUGGUGAAAUCCAUUUUUUUUUACUACCGGUUCUGUGGCUUGGUGGGCGUGGUAUGGCUUGGUGGGCGUGGCAGGGGAAGACCUCCAAAUUCCCUUCCAGAUUCUAUUCUAUUCUGUUCUGUUCUGUUCUGUUCUGUUCUGUUCUAUUCUAUUCUAUUCUAUUCUAUUCUAUUCUAUUCUAUUCUAUUCUAUUCAUCCUAUCCUAUCCUAUCCUAUCCUAUCCUAUCCUAUCCUAUCCUAUCCUAUCCUAUCCUAUCCUAUCCUACUCUACUCUCUUCUGUUACUCUAUUUAUUUCUUAUUCUAGUCUAUUCUUACUCUAUUUCUAUUCUAUUCUUCUUAUUCUUUCUUCUUAUUCUUAUUCCAUUCCAUUCUUCGCUGGUUUUAUUCUAUACCAUCCCAGCCUCCAUUCCAUUUUAGAUUGAUGUAUAUAUGCUAGUUAUCCUGUCUAAUGUAUUUCCUAUUUCUAUAUAUUUCCAUGUUGACUGAAGCUUUGUAGAUGAAUAUAUUCAGAGCCAAUCAUGCUGACAUGUUAACAUUUGUUUAAAUGUUUUGCACUAUUGUAUGUUUUAACCCUUAGCCUUCAAGUAUUUUAAUUGCCAAUAAUGACUGAAGCUAUAGAUGUGCCUUUGUGUAAUGCAGUUUUUUUCCCAAACUUGGCCACUUUAAGGUGUCUGAACUUUAACCCCUAGAAUUCCCCAGCCAGCAUUUAAGUCUGGACAUCUUAAAAGUCAGGUUUGAAAAACACUGGUGUAAUGCAAAAAACCCACGGGCUUAAUUCAUUUCUAAGGUUCUCUGAUCCUACACAUAUAUUCAUUUAGAAAAAUUAGACUGCUGCAGUCUGUAGACAUUUCAUGGAGUAGACUGAACAUAGGGGUUUGGCGGGAAGAUUUUGUAUAAAUUUAUAGAAAUAAACAUUAAACAAAAAUA